Molecule: messenger RNA, 490 nt
Organism: Etheostoma spectabile (orangethroat darter)
Lineage: Eukaryota; Metazoa; Chordata; Actinopteri; Perciformes; Percidae
Product: transcription factor HES-2
Exons: 2
Coding region: 30-485 (151 amino acids)
Molecular function (GO): protein dimerization activity
Source: RefSeq, a predicted model, not a curated record
AUGGAGAUGUGGGACUAUAAAUAGGAGGGAUGAAGCCAGCAGAGAUCAGAUUCUCUCUACAGAGACCUCUACAGCACAGAGAUCCAGACAUGGCACCUACAAUCACUGCAGCAAUGACCAAUUCUCAGGAGCAUCUGACUCUGACCCACAAGCUCAGAAAGCCUCUGGUGGAGAAGUUACGCAGAGAGCGAAUCAACAGCAGCAUUGAGCAGCUCAAGUCUCUCCUGAGUCCAGAGUUCCUCAAACAGCAGCCAGACUCCAAGCUGGAGAAAGCAGACAUCCUGGAGAUGACAGUUUGUGUCCUGAGACGGCUGCAGCAGCAGAAUCAACAGCAGAGAAGACUGCUGAACCACAUCAACAAGCUGCAGUCUUCCUCUGAUAACAACCUGAGAGAGGCUGACUUCUCUCUUCUGAGCUCCACAGUCCAGACCAGCAUCACCAAAGAGAAGAGUCCAGUCAACAGCGCCGUCUGGAGGCCGUGGUAGACACC